CAGAAUUUAUUACAAUUAAAUCCAAGAACAAAAUCAUUUGCAAAUCUUGUUCCAUCCACAACAACUAAAGCAGUUAAACAAAAUUGGAAAAGAAAUAUCCACGAUAAAUGUGACAAUUGUCUACCAUUAAAAAAUAACUUCGAUGAUAUCAAACAUACGACAUUGAGUGAAAGAGGUUCUUUGAAGGAAGCGGCUCGUUGUUUGAAAUGUGCUGAUGCACCUUGUCAAAAGUCCUGUCCAACGCAAUUGGAUAUUAAAUCUUUUAUUACUUCAAUAUCGAACAAAAAUUAUUAUGGGGCAGCUAAAGCUAUUUUUUCGGAUAAUCCUUUGGGUCUUACGUGUGGAAUGGUUUGCCCAACAAGUGAUCUUUGUGUUGGUGGAUGUAAUCUUUAUGCCACUGAGGAAGGACCUAUCAACAUUGGUGGUUUACAACAAUUUGCUACCGAUAUUUUCAAGCAAAUGAAUGUUCCUCAAACACGAAUACCUAAUCAAUCCGUCCCACAUGCUGACACAAAAAUCGCAUUGAUCGGUUGCGGUCCAGCGUCUUUAUCUUGUGCCACGUUUCUUGCACGAUUAGGCUACAAUGACGUAACUAUUUUUGAAAAAUACAAUUACAUUGGUGGUCUCAGUUCUUCCGAAAUUCCACAGUAUCGACUUCCCUAUGACGUAGUAGAUUUUGAAAUAAAUCUGGUUAAAGAUCUCGGGGUCAAAAUCGAAAUGAAUAGAUCGUUAACAGAAAAAGAUUUAACGAUCCGGGGACUUUUAAAAGCAAAUUACAGAGCCAUUUUUCUGGGAAUUGGCCUUCCCGAGCCAAAAACGUUAACAAUAUUUUCCGGUUUAACAUCAAACGAAGGAUAUUACACGUCAAAAAGUUUCCUUCCCCUUGUAGCUAAAGGUAGUAAACCUGGAAUGUGUUCUUGUAAGAGUAACGAAAAAUUACCACGAUUACGAGGGAAUGUAAUAGUUUUGGGUGCUGGUGACACAGCAUUUGAUUGUGCAACCUCUGCUUUAAGAUGUGGUGCUAAGAAGGUCUACGUUAUUUUUAGAAAAGGUUUUACUAAUAUUCGUGCUGUUCCUGAAGAGAUUGAUCUAGCUCGAGAAGAAAAAUGUGAAUUUAUACCUUUCCAAUCACCGAAACGAGUGAUCGUUCGUAAUGGAAGAAUUGUUGCUGUUGAAUUUUAUCGAACUGAACAAAAUGAUGAUGGCGACUGGAUUGAGGACGAUGAACAGAUAUUCCGAUUAAAAACUGAUUUUGUUAUAUCGGCUUUUGGAUCGGGAUUACAUGAUUUGGAUGUAAAACAAGCUAUGGUACCAGUUAAAUUAAAUACAUGGGGCUUACCAAUAGUAGAUACCAAAACCAUGAGCACAUCCGUUCCUGGAGUAUUUUGUGGUGGUGACUUGGCUGGUAUUGCACAAACUACUGUGGAAUCUGUUAAUGAUGGAAAAACGGCUGCUUGGUACAUUCAUAAAUAUUUACAGGAAUCCUUUGGUUUAAUGGUUCCGGACACACCACAAUUACCAAAAUUCCAUACACCGAUUGAUGAAGUUGAUAUAAGCGUAGAAAUGUGCGGUUUAAAAUUUGAGAAUCCAUUUGGCCUUGCAUCUGCACCACCAUGUACAACUAGUGCAAUGAUUCGUCGUGCAUUUGAAGCUGGCUGGGGCUUUGCUGUUACUAAAACAUUUUCUUUAGAUAAGGAUUUGGUUACCAACGUAUCACCACGUAUCGUUAAAGGAACAACAUCAAGGCAUCAUUUUGGACCUGAACAAAGUAGCUUUUUAAAUAUUGAAUUAAUAUCUGAGAAGACUGAAGCAUAUUGGUGUCGUAGUAUUACUGAGCUAAAGAAGGAUUUCUCUACAAAGAUCGUGAUCGCUAGUAUUAUGUGCACUUAUAACAGUGCAGAUUGGACAGAGCUUUCAAAGAAAGCAGAAGCAGCUGGUGCUGAUGCUUUGGAAUUAAAUUUAUCUUGCCCACACGGCAUGGGAGAAUCUGGAAUGGGCUUAGCAUGUGGACAGGAUCCAGAAUUAGUAAGAAAUAUUUCAAGAUGGGUCAGAGAAGCAGUGAAAAUUCCAUUUUUUGUUAAAUUGACCCCAAACAUAACCGAUAUUGUUUCAAUUGCUAAAGCAGCUUACGAAGGAAAUGCAAAUGGAGUGUCUGCUAUUAAUACAGUGCAAGGUUUAAUGGGAUUAAAUUCUAAUGGGAUACCAUGGCCUGCUGUAGGAUAUCAUAAAUUGACUACAUACGGUGGAAUGUCUGGAAAUGCAACAAGACCACAAGCUUUAAGAGCUGUUUCAUCUAUUGCUAAACAACUUCCUAGAUUUGCCAUACUUGGUAUUGGUGGAAUCGAUUCCGCAGAAAUUGCUUUGCAAUUUUUACAUUGCGGAGCAUCGAUCCUUCAAAUUUGCAGUGCUAUUCAGAAUCAAGAUUUUACACUUAUCGACGAUUAUGUGACUGGUUUAAAAACAUUAUUAUAUCUGAAGAGUCUUGAACAAACAAAAGAUUGGGAUGGUCAAAGUCCGCCUACUUUUAAACAUCAAAAAGGCAAACCAGUUUCUUUGCAACAUGCUCUUGGUAAAAAUAUACCAUACUUUGGAGAAUAUCAAAAAUUACGAGAAAAAAAGAUUGCAGAGAUAAAAGAAAAAAUUAAUCCAUUAGAUGUUAAGUUUUCAUCAACAAGACCAACACCAAAACCAAUUGGGACAGUACCAACUAUAAAUGAUGUUAUUGGAAAAUCAUUAUCUCAUAUUGGAGCUUACAAAGAAUUAAAUAAUCAACAGCAAGUUGUUGCGUUAAUAGAUGACGAUAUGUGCAUAAAUUGUGGAAAAUGUUAUAUGGCUUGUGCUGAUUCUGGUUAUCAGUCAAUUACAUUUGAUUCGGAAACUCAUAUACCAAAAGUUACUGAUGAUUGUACUGGUUGUACUCUUUGUUUAUCAGUAUGCCCUAUUAUUGAUUGCAUUACAAUGGUUCCAAAAACAAAGUCACAUAUCAUUAAAAGAGGUAUACUACCAAAAGGUUACAUCGAAGCAUUGGGUUAAAAUUUUCUAAACAUUUCUAAACAAAUAUCAGUAGAUAUUACUUAUUAUUAACACAUACAAAUUAUUAUAGUAAAAUAAAUAAGUAUUCCAUAAAAUAGAAUACUUAGAUGUUUACAAGCAAGAAGAGUCUAUUGCAAAAAUUGAAUGUCAUAUUAUUUACAACUUUCAAAUAAAAUAUUGUGUUAAACAAUUAAUAUAAUUUAAAUUUAAAAAAAUGGAUUGUCAAACCAUUGAUAUUUCUUAUCUGCAUCUAAAUCUUGCUUAUAAUCGACACAUUUCUUGUUGAUAAGGCUGAAAUGAAAAAAAAAGAAAACAAAAACGAAUA
This is a messenger RNA of Polistes canadensis, 3358 nucleotides long. It is a transcript of the gene su(r), whose product is annotated as dihydropyrimidine dehydrogenase [NADP(+)]. Gene Ontology annotation, cellular component: cytoplasm; cytosol. Lineage: Eukaryota; Metazoa; Arthropoda; Insecta; Hymenoptera; Vespidae. The transcript is spliced from 14 exons. The record is from RefSeq and is a predicted model, not a curated record. The annotation marks the transcript as partial. Gene Ontology annotation, molecular function: dihydropyrimidine dehydrogenase (NADP+) activity; iron-sulfur cluster binding; NADP binding. Gene Ontology annotation, biological process: uracil catabolic process; thymine catabolic process; 'de novo' pyrimidine nucleobase biosynthetic process.